AUGUCUAGCCCAAGGCGCCGCAUAGAGACAGAUGUCAUGAAGCUAAUGAGCGACUAUGAGGUCACGUUGGUUAAUGACAACAAGUUCUAUGUUCGCUUCAAGGGGCCAUCAGAGACACCCUUUGAGAACGGCGUCUGGAAAGUCCACGUCGAACUACCCGAUCAAUAUCCCUACAAAUCUCCGAGCAUUGGAUUCGUGAACCGCAUCUUCCACCCCAAUAUUGACGAGUUGUCGGGCUCCGUCUGUCUCGAUGUAAUCAACCAGACUUGGUCACCCAUGUUCGAUAUGAUCAACAUAUUCGAAGUCUUCCUGCCGCAAUUACUGCGGUAUCCCAACCCAGCAGACCCUCUGAAUGGCGAAGCUGCUGCCUUGUUGAUGCGGGAACCUAAGAGUUACGACGCUAAGGUGAAGGAAUACGUCCAAAAGUACGCAAGUAAGGACGCCGUGGACGAGGCCGGAGCCGAAAGCGAAGACGACGACGACAUGUCCUCGGUUGCCAGCUUCGGCGAUGAUGACGACGAUGAACCUGCGGGUCAGAUGGACGACGUAUAG
Messenger RNA from Xylaria bambusicola, 552 nucleotides. Its product is annotated as ubiquitin-conjugating enzyme. Lineage: Eukaryota; Fungi; Ascomycota; Sordariomycetes; Xylariales; Xylariaceae. Gene Ontology annotation, molecular function: ubiquitin conjugating enzyme activity. Bases 1 to 552 code for a protein of 183 amino acids. The record is from RefSeq and is a predicted model, not a curated record. The transcript has 7 exons. Gene Ontology annotation, cellular component: nucleus. Gene Ontology annotation, biological process: ubiquitin-dependent protein catabolic process; protein polyubiquitination.